Molecule: messenger RNA, 1857 nt
Organism: Gigantopelta aegis
Lineage: Eukaryota; Metazoa; Mollusca; Gastropoda; Neomphalida; Peltospiridae
Product: PHD finger protein 24-like
Exons: 8
Coding region: 121-1206 (361 amino acids)
Molecular function (GO): calcium ion binding
Source: RefSeq, a predicted model, not a curated record
CGACGCUGCUAAGCAACUCUUGUUACGUUAAAGCAUUGUUGACGUUAACUCACUGUGGCCAUCAUGUACCCAGCAACGUGUCCGGCGGGGCGCAGUGAGUAUUAAUACUGUAACAUCGACAUGGGCAACAAAAAAUCGUCUUUUGAUGACAAUGAUGACGGUGAGAGGAAGUUUCGCACCGCCGCUUCGACGGUGGGGACACUAGCGACACACACCGAUCAUAGCAGUAAAGAGGAGAAGCGAGCGAAGUUGAUAGCCACCAUAGAGAGAAUGAAGAGAGAGAAGGAGAUGGCGUGUUUAGCGAUGGAAAGGGUAGACAGCACGGACCUGUCGAGAUUUAAACGACGUAACACUUCGGUUGAUUCCGACAGUUUACAGCAAGUAAACAUAAACGAAGAAAAGCACGACGAUGAAACGUUCUGCCACCUGUGUAAGAAGCUGGCGCUGGCGGACGGCUACCUGUGUCGGGUGUGUGACCGGGUUUUCCACAAACACUGCCUCGAGAAGAGCGGCCAGUGUCGCAGCAUUGACCUCGAGCUGCUUCCUCGAGCACACACCAACAUUGGUUGGAGCUGCUACAUCUGUGGUAACCUGUGUCUACUGCUUUCUGAUGAUGAAAUGAAUCAAAUUAUAGAGAAGUUUGAUGCACUCGAUACAGACAAAGACAGUUGUAUAUCGUGGGCGGAAUACGAGAAACACCGGUCCUACCUGUAUAGCAGUGACGGGAACGCACGGGGGAUAACGGAAAGGGAAAUUGAGUGGCUCCACCUGGAUUUCAAACUGGCGGAUGUUAAUGCAGACGGGCAGCUCGACUGGUGGGAGUUCGUCAACCACGACGCCAAGAUACUGCUCAUGAAAAGGAGAAAGGAGGACCUGGUGCAGCUGUUGACACACAAGGAGGUUAAGAUGGCGCGGGACAUGUUCUCCGCGCUCGAUCGUGACAGCGACGGCAAUGUCAACGAGUUAGAGGCGCGGGAGGCAUUCAGUCAGUUUUACAAGAACUACAGCUCCGCCGGCAUUACCUCCGCGCCAAAUUUCAGACAAAACCAAGAGACAUACGUCACAGUGAGUACCCGGAUGGUCAUGCGCAGUUCUGACAAAGAAUUCGAUGUUUUGACGUGGCCACUGUUUGUGUUGGAGCAGGCUUUGUAUAUGAUCUGUAACAGACCGAACCUGGUGAACGCUGGAAAACUCUGGAACCAGUAACCACAAAGAGAACUUGGAGGACUGUAUUAACACUAUGUAUAUUGUUUGUGGAGUGAUAGCAUCUUAUAUUCAGCGUUACGUUUUGUUUCUGGCGCACUUUCAUGGUCACGACACCAGAUCAUUUUUCGUUUUUUUAAAAUCAGGCUUUACCCUUAAUAUCCAUGCCUAUGAGAGAGAGAGAGAGAGAGAGAGAGAGAGAGAGAGAGAGAGAGAGAGAGAGAGAGAGAGAGAGAGGGGGGGGGGGGGGUAUAAUUAUAGUAUGCGCCUAUUUGUGCGUGCAUAUGGGUAUGUGUCUGUGAGCAUACAUUUUAGUUUUAUUUUAUGUAAAUAAUUUUCAAGUACACGUUUGGGUGUUUGCAGUAUAGCAGAUUAUGUAUGUAUAAAUUGUAUGUGAUCAAAACAAGGUCACUAAAAAUGCAUUUUUGUUUGGUCAUAUAUCAAUUCAGCCAAUACCACACAUGUUGUGUAUUUAUAUCUGUAGUUGACAGACACUUAUCAAAGGUUUAGAGAAUCAGAAGUCACUUCAACUUUAACAUAUAGUGAGAGUGGUCUGCGCAAGUCAUUGUAUAUAAUAAUUCAUUUCAUGUAUUCCAUGUUCAAUGUGCUACAUAUUUCAUUCAUAUAUGUUCUGAAAAUAAAGUUUAAAACGUA